Menidia menidia (Atlantic silverside) is the source of this 537-nucleotide messenger RNA. NCBI's taxonomy places the organism in Eukaryota, Metazoa, Chordata, Actinopteri, Atheriniformes, Atherinopsidae. The record is from the annotation of a GenBank genome assembly.
AUGGCCCACGAAACAGGACGGACGGAGCCUGUGGCUGUGCGGGGAGAACCAGCAGUAUGGGUGCUGCCGACACAGGGGGUGGUCCAUAGGUGGGCGCAGCUGGCUUUGGCUGGAGGUGGGUGGACGCAGCAGGCUUUGGCCAAGUGGAGGAGGACGACGCCGUGGGCUGAACUGGACGUGAUGUACCUAUACAGACCCAGUCAGGUGCUGGACAGGAAGGCCUGCCCUGCCCAGAUAGCAAAGACCACCAGCAGCAGAAAGAUCGCAAUGUACACUUUUUUUGCAUCAUCUACACACCGGUGGGGAAAGGUUUUCCGUGAUACUGAUACAAAACUUACACUGAAAUCACUUUCCGGUACUCGGUGGAGCGCAUGGGCUGAGUCGACUAAGGCUCUUUGGAAAUAUUAUGCCCAACUGAGUGAGGCAUUGAAUGAUAUGUCUACAGACAUGGAGGAGAAACGUGAAACUGGAAGUGAAGCCUCUGCUCUCUGUGACAAAAUGGACACACUGGAGAUGGCUUUCAUGGCACACUUCUAG